AUGAUGUGGACUUGGACAGACUGUCUGUGUGUUACUCUCCUGCUUCUCCUCCAAAGAGCAGGCUCUGGUAGAGUGACCUCACAUGUUCUUUGAGUGUGUGUGUGUUUGUGUAUGAACGAUGUGAGGAUUUCCAUGAACGAUGGGUACAAUUUGCACUUUCGGUACUAGGCUAUUCCAUUGACAACCAAGCUAAAUCAAGCGAACCUUAAGUAUUAGAGCCAGGUUUGGUGUCUAUCUUUAGUGUGGUCUGUUAAAGUCUGAAUGGGACUAACAGUUGAUGAUGUGCACAGUCAUUUUAUUUUUAUUUCCAGAGAAGUUUGAGGUUCUUGGUCCGACUCGUGCCAUUGUUGCUGUGGCUGGUGAUGACAUCAUUCUGCCCUGUUACAUCAAACUCAACAUCAGCGCUGAGGACAUGAGAGUUGACUGGUUCAGAGUCAACCUCCCAGACCCUCAGUCAAACAUUCGAGUCCAUCUCUACCAAGACGGCAGAGACAAAUACCAUGAUCAGAUCCGCUCCUACGAAGGAAGGACAUCAUUAUUUAAAGAGGAACUGAAGAAGGGCAACACCUCUUUGAAACUGACCAGGGUACAAGGCACUGAUGAUGGACAGUACAAAUGUCUUGUUCAGUCUAAGACCCAUUAUGAUGAUGCCACUAUUCAAGUCCACAUAAGAGGUACAUUUCUUUCCCCAUAUAUACAACAACCCACAGCGAAGUGUUUCCAAUCUCAGCAGUACUUCAUCUCCAGUCUCCCUUUGUGUCUGUAGCUAUAGGAUCCAAGCCAGAGCUUUCCAUUGAGGGACAGAAAGAAGGAGGGAUGUGUCUGCUGUGUGUAUCUAAAGGCUGGUUCCCUGAGCCUGAGUUGGAGUGGCUGGACAGUAAAGGGGUCACUCUGUCUGCUGGACCUUCAGAGACAGACAGGGACUAUAAGGGGUUCUACAUAGUCAAACUAAAGACCAUUGUAAAGGAGACUGACACCAACCACUUUACCUGCAGACUCAGACAGAGGCAACUCAGUGAGCAGAUCAACAUGGAGACAGAGUUUCACAUCUCUAGUGAGUUGCACAACAUCAUAUUAUUGUUUAGCUGAUAUGAAACACUUUUAAUGUUUUAUAUGCUUUUGUAUUACAAAGGCUGAGUAAUAAUGAAACAUAAAUAGGACAAUUGGAUACAAGUUUGUCAACAUUUUAAGAACACUAAAGUAUUCUAAUGUCAAAAUGAAAUGUUGGUUUUGUAGAUCCAGCUGUAUGCCUCCACCCCAAAUGAAUGGAAAACCAGGAAAUGAGAUGGCUCUCAAAUGUUCCAUUCAUUUGGCAUUGAGGCAUAUAGCUUGAUCAACACACCUGAUGUCAUGGGAUGUGGUUUCAUUUUGACAUUAGUCUGCAUUUGAGGUCUGUAAAAGCUUGACAAAUCAUUCUUUAUGAGUGAAAUGUCCCUUCAAUUGUAUUAUUUGGUAGCAGUGGUAAGCAUGUCACUGAUCUCAGUUGAUUUGUGUCUUGCAGGUGAGCUGAUCCUUGUUCACACAGACACAUGGAGAGUGGCCUUUGCAGUGAUUGUCUCUCUGAGCAUUGUCCUUGUGGUCAUAUUAGCUUUCACCAUCUGGGGCUGGAAUCGUUUGUCCAAUGACUACGGUAAUAGAAAACGAAUUAAAGAGUUUAUUUGACUGAAUGUAAAUGUUUUACAGUGCAGUUUCCAGAGUGGCAUACACAAGGAGUUGGGUACUAGAACCGAAAGCUU
Messenger RNA from Coregonus sp. 'balchen', 1736 nucleotides. The record is from the annotation of a GenBank genome assembly. Lineage: Eukaryota; Metazoa; Chordata; Actinopteri; Salmoniformes; Salmonidae.